Molecule: messenger RNA, 631 nt
Organism: Eurytemora carolleeae
Lineage: Eukaryota; Metazoa; Arthropoda; Copepoda; Calanoida; Temoridae
Product: DNA repair protein complementing XP-G cells homolog
Exons: 7
Coding region: 86-631 (181 amino acids)
Biological process (GO): nucleotide-excision repair
Cellular component (GO): nucleus
Molecular function (GO): DNA endonuclease activity; single-stranded DNA binding
Source: RefSeq, a predicted model, not a curated record
UAAAGAAUAAAAUGUUUUCAGGUGUCUCUGAAAAAGUUGAAGAUGAUCUUAAACAUGAGGAGGAGGAACCUUCAGAAACUGAGAAAUGAAGAAAUAUGUUUUUGUUUUUUGUUUUUUUUCUCAUUUUCUCAGUUUCAGAUUAAGAAUGGGAGUUCUAGGGCUCUGGAAUUUAUUAGAACCUGUUGGGAAACCAGUUCCAAUAGAGUCAUUAGAAAACAAAAUUUUGGCUGUGGAUAUCUCGAUCUGGUUAAACCAGGCUGUGAAAGGAUUUAGAGAUAGAACAGGGAAUGCAGUUCCACAUGGACAUUUGCUGGGUCUAUACCAUAGGGUGUGUAAGUUACUGUUCUACCGGAUAAAACCAGUUUUUGUGUUUGACGGUCAACCUCCACAGCUGAAGAGAGAUACCCUGAUCAGGCGACGAAUGCGCAAGUCCAAGGUUUCAAGAAAAGCUAAUGCAGCCAGCGCUAAGAUAUUGGAAAACUAUUUAAAAAGCCAGGCUAUAGCUCAGAAACUUAAAAGGCAGACAUAUGCAAUAGAGAAGGUUGCAAAAAAAGGAACAGAAGGAAUUCAUAAUAUUUUAAGUGAGACCCUUAAAACUGUGGAUAAGGAAGAUAAAUGUCAAAGUGAUUAA